AUGGCUGCUGAGAAGGUACAUGCGAGUGCAGAGGCUCGUGGGGUCAGUAGGCACGAUUUGGGGGCGAUGGAUGGAGAUGAAGAAGAGAAAGAGUUGCUGACUUCGGAUAGAACUCUAAGGGUAUCUCUGAAGCGAGUGAGGACCAUAGAGAAUGAAGCAACGACCAUUUCUAAAAACUAA
Molecule: messenger RNA, 180 nt
Organism: Prunus armeniaca (apricot)
Lineage: Eukaryota; Viridiplantae; Streptophyta; Magnoliopsida; Rosales; Rosaceae
Source: the annotation of a GenBank genome assembly